Messenger RNA from Cladophialophora psammophila CBS 110553, 1305 nucleotides. RefSeq lists its product as uncharacterized. Gene Ontology annotation, cellular component: fungal-type vacuole membrane. NCBI's taxonomy places the organism in Eukaryota, Fungi, Ascomycota, Eurotiomycetes, Chaetothyriales, Herpotrichiellaceae. Gene Ontology annotation, biological process: transmembrane transport. Gene Ontology annotation, molecular function: transmembrane transporter activity. The transcript has 5 exons. The record is from RefSeq and is a predicted model, not a curated record. Bases 1 to 1305 code for a protein of 434 amino acids.
AUGGGGGAAGACACAAAACCCGCGUUGAGCUCAGAUUCAGACAAGGCAGUAGUGGCAGGGGAUAGUCUGAGCCGAAAUGCCAUUGGUGAAUUCAACACAAGAUCGAUUCUCACCCUCGUCGGCUCCGCCUUGUCAACCUUCUGCACAGUUGGCUUCCUCAAUGUGUUUGGCGUCUUCAUCGACUACUACCGGAGACAUGAAUUGGCCCACAAGUCCGAAUUUGACAUUUCCUGGAUUGGCUCUUUCUCCACGUUUAUUUUCUUCCUCACCGCAGCGCCGGCAGGCCUUUUUGUUGAUCGUAUGGGCCCUACAAUUCUCCUCAUAACAGGAGGCACGAUAACUGUCUUUUCCAUGUUCAUGAUCUCUCUAUGCCAUGAAUAUUAUCAGUUUUUCCUGACACAAGGGCUUCUUCUAGGUAUAGGGCAAGCAUUUCUCGCCUGCCCUGUUCUUGCCAUGGUUAGCCGUCACUUUCACAAGAAUCGUGGUUUGGCGACCGGCGUUACGAUCGCAGGUUCCUCUCUGGGUGGCGUCAUAUGGCCUAUAAUGGUGGAUCAACUUCUCAACAAAGACGACAUCAGUUUCGGCUGGACAAUCCGUAUUGUUGCCUUUACAAUGCUUCCGCUUGUGGUCAUAACUUGUGUCACUGUCCUUCCCCCAGCGACACAGAAGCCCAGUGGUGGGGCAACUCUCCCAUCAGCCCGGAAAGACAACGCGAAGAAGACAGACCUGUCAAUCCUCAAGAACCGGGUUUUCCUUACCUUUUGCGGGGGAAUAGGGCUCUAUUACCUGGGAAUGUUCUCCCCUUUCUUCUUUGUAACCUCAUACGCCGUCAGCAUUGGUCUCUCCACUAGCUUCGCAUUCUAUCUCGUCUCCAUUCUCAACGCUGCCUCCCUUUUUGGGAGAAUUGGCGCUGGCUGGGCUGCUGAUAAAUACGGUCUUUUCAAUAUGUGCUCACUAGCCGCGAUGGCCUCUGCGGCGGUUGCAUAUUGUUGGACGGCCGCCCAAACAUCAGCGGGUCUGGUGGUCUGGAGCUUGGCUUAUGGGUUUUGCUCGGGUUCAAUCUUGAGUCUCCAGGUGGCUUGCGGCACGAGGCUGGCAACACCAGAAUCAUACGGUACUGCAGUCGGCAUGAUAAUGGGAAUAGUCUCGUUGACCGGCCUCUUCGGUUCUCCUAUCAGUGGCGAGCUAAUCAAGUACAGCUACCUUGCUCUUUCCAUGUAUGCAGGAACAGCAUUAGUUGCUGGUGGGCUGUUCAUUUGUUUGGCACGACUUCAACUGUCUCAGCAGCUAUUGGCUAUUGUCUGA